Messenger RNA from Salvia splendens (bonfire salvia), 1929 nucleotides. Its product is annotated as beta-amylase 2, chloroplastic. NCBI's taxonomy places the organism in Eukaryota, Viridiplantae, Streptophyta, Magnoliopsida, Lamiales, Lamiaceae. The transcript has 9 exons. The coding region runs from base 133 to 1770 and encodes 545 amino acids. Gene Ontology annotation, biological process: polysaccharide catabolic process. The record is from RefSeq and is a predicted model, not a curated record. Gene Ontology annotation, molecular function: beta-amylase activity.
GUAACAGGGGUCCUCGGAUCCCUCAAAGCUCCUUCCAUUUCACGGAUUCCGUUAUAUAUAUAUGUCACUCGCUAAUGCAAAAUCUUAGUUCACGAGGAAUAAACUACAGACACAUAUAACUACUCUUUAAGAAUGGCGAUUAAUCUUUCACUCACCUCUACGCUACUCCGCGUAGCGAAUUCUGCUCCGUCGCCUCUCUCCCCGAUUGUAAUUCGCGGUGGCCCGAAAGUAGUUCAACCCUGUUCCGGAAAAUUGAGAAGCGGUACUCUGAAAUCUGCCCUUCGCUGUCGUGCAAUAGUCGGACAAGCUGCGGAGGAAAUCAAGGAAGAUGAUGACGUUUCGCUUCAUGAUCCGCCGUCUGCUUCUCCGAAGAACGAGCAGGUUCAGGAGCGAGACUAUACUGGCACGCCUUAUGUUCCUAUCUUCGUGAUGCUUCCUUUGGGACUCAUCAAUAUGGAGUGUGAGUUGGUUGAUCCUGAUAACUUGAUAAACCAACUGAGAAUCCUUAAAUCGAGUAAUGUUGAUGGUGUUAUGGUUGAUUGCUGGUGGGGCAUAGUUGAAGCACAUAACCCUCAGAAGUAUAACUGGUCCGGCUAUAGGAAGCUGUUUCAGAUUGUACGAGAUCUCGAUCUCAAGCUGCAAGUGGUUAUGUCUUUUCAUGAAUGUGGAGGCAAUGUUGGCGAUGAUGUUCAUAUUCCGCUUCCAAAAUGGAUCAUGGAAAUUGGUAGUAAAAAUCCCGAUAUUUUCUUCACGGAUAGAGAGGGAAGACGCAACCAUGAAUGCCUCACUUGGGGAAUUGACAAACAACGGGUUUUGGAAGGUAGAAAUGCUCUUGAGGUUUAUUUUGAUUAUAUGAGAAGCUUCCGAGUAGAGUUCAAUGAGUUCUUUGAGGAUGGAUUUAUCUCUGAAAUUGAAAUAGGGCUUGGAGCAUGUGGGGAGCUGCGGUAUCCAUCUUACCCGGCGAACCAUGGCUGGGAAUAUCCUGGUAUUGGUGAAUUUCAGUGCUAUGAUAAAUACUUGAUGGAGAGUUUAGUAAAGGCAGCAGAGGCAAGGGGACACUUGAUUUGGGGUAGAGCACCUAAUAACGCAGGUUCCUAUAACUCUAAACCACAAGAUACUCGAUUCUUUUGUGAUGGAGGUGAAUACAAUAGUCUCUAUGGUCGGUUCUUUCUAAAAUGGUAUUCUGGAGUCUUGGUUGACCAUGCUGAUCGAGUUUUGGCCAUGGCAAAUAUUGCCUUUGAAGAGACGCCUAUUGCAGUGAAGCUCUCAGGCAUCCACUGGUGGUACAAAACUGCCAGUCAUGCUGCAGAGUUAACUGCGGGUUUCUACAAUCCUGCCAAUCGCGAUGGUUAUGCUACUAUAGCAUCGGUACUGAAAAAGCACGAGGCUACUCUUAAUUUUACAUGUGUUGAGCUAAGAACAUUGGAUCAACACGAAGACUUUCCAGAGGCAUUAGCAGAUCCAGAAGGACUGGUGUGGCAGGUGCUAAAUGCUGCUUGGGAUGCCGACAUACCAGUUGCAAGUGAAAAUGCUCUUCCAUGCUACGACAAAGAAGGCUACAACAAAAUACUUGACAUUGCAAAACCUUUUGGGGACUUAGAUGGAAGACAUUUAUCUGCAUUUACCUACCUUAGGCUAACCCCACAGUUGAUGGAGGAACAAAAUUUCAUGGAGUUCGAGAGAUUUGUCAAAAGAUUGCAUGGGGAAUUUGUUGAAAACGUGCAACCUAAUCAUGAAGAGGAGACGGAAGAGGAAGUAACUGUAGAUUAGUAAGUCACUCGAUUCACAAUCAAAACGAAUAAAGAUGAUCAUAUCAAAAUAUCAGAGCUGUUGAAAGCCAGGAGCAGAAAGCAAGGAAAAUGGUUGUAGCUGAUAUUUUAUUCAAUCUCUUGGAUGUAGUAGGCUGGUGAUAUUAUAACUGUUGUGCAA